Molecule: messenger RNA, 3396 nt
Organism: Podarcis raffonei (Aeolian wall lizard)
Lineage: Eukaryota; Metazoa; Chordata; Lepidosauria; Squamata; Lacertidae
Gene: ACSL1
Product: acyl-CoA synthetase long chain family member 1
Exons: 21
Coding region: 125-2221 (698 amino acids)
Biological process (GO): long-chain fatty-acyl-CoA biosynthetic process; very long-chain fatty acid metabolic process; long-chain fatty acid metabolic process
Cellular component (GO): membrane; endoplasmic reticulum
Molecular function (GO): arachidonate-CoA ligase activity
Source: RefSeq, a predicted model, not a curated record
CCGGGCGCUCCAGCUGCAGAGCGUCUCGUCGUCGUAGCCGUCGCCGCAGCCGUCGCCACUUGGCCAGGGGCGAGACGAAAGCAGAUUGCUGCAUUAAAAAAAAUAGCAAGGACAAGAGAUCACAAUGCAAGCUCAUGAAUUGUUUAGGCAUCUGCGAAUGCCAGAACUUGGUGACGUAAGGCAGUACGUGCGCACUCUCCCAACAAACACGCUGAUGGGAUUCGGUGCUUUUGCAGCUCUCACAACUUACUGGUACGCCACAAGACCCAGAGCUCUGAAGCCACCAUGUGAUUUAGCAAUGCAGUCUGUGGAGGUGGAGGGUGAAGACCAUGCCCGAAGAUCAUCACUACUUGAUAGUGAUGAGACAAUGUCAUACUACUAUGAUGAUGUGAAGACAGUUUAUGAUGUCUUCCAAAGAGGAAUGCAUGUGUCAAACAAUGGCCCUUGUUUGGGUGUAAGGAAACCAAAUCAACCAUAUGAAUGGAUCUCUUACAAGGAGGUUGCAGAAAGAGCAGAAUGUGUUGGCUCAGCACUUCUGAACAGAGGCUUCAAACCAUCUCCUGAUCAGUUCAUAGGAAUCUUUUCACAGAACAGACCUGAGUGGGUUAUCAUUGAACAAGGAUGCUACUCUUACUCUAUGGUGGCUGUACCCCUCUACGACACCCUUGGAACUGAAGCUAUUACUUACAUUGUAAAUAAAGCUGACUUAGCAUUGGUUUUUUGUGAUAAGCCUGAAAAGGCGAAGCUUCUGCUGGAUAACAUCGAGAAAGGAGAAAUAUCUGUCCUCAAGACAAUUGUGAUUAUGGAUCCCUUUGAGAGUGAUCUUGCCACUCGUGGAAAGAAAUGUGGAGUGGAUGUAAUCAGCAUGAAAGAAUUUGAGGCACUGGGAAGAGUCCACAAACACAAAGCUGUACUUCCAAAACCAGAAGAUCUAGCCAUAAUCUGUUUCACCAGUGGAACUACAGGAAACCCCAAGGGAGCAAUGAUUACUCACCAAAAUAUAGUGAGCAAUAUGUCGGCAUUUGUGAAAGCUACAGAGAAAGCAGUUUUUCCUUCUACAGAAGAUAUUUUAAUAUCCUUCUUGCCUCUGGCCCACAUGUUUGAGAGAGUUGUGGAGUGCGUGAUUCUCUGUCAUGGAGCUCGGAUAGGAUUUUUCCAGGGAGACAUCAGGCUACUUAUGGAUGACUUAAAAACUUUGCAGCCUACAGUGUUUCCAGUUGUGCCAAGACUGCUGAACAGAAUGUUUGAUAAAAUCUUUGGCCAAGCAAAUACUUCAUUUAAGCGGUGGAUAUUGGAUUUUGCUUCCAAGAGGAAAGAAGCGGAACUUAGAAGUGGCAUAAUUAGAAAUAACAGCCUGUGGGAUAAAAUGAUUUUCCGUAAAAUACAGGCAAAUCUGGGAGGAAAAGUCAGGCUAAUGAUAACAGGAGCAGCUCCUGUUUCUGCCAAUGUACUGACCUUCCUACGAGCAGCUCUUGGUUGUCAGUUUUAUGAAGGCUAUGGACAGACAGAAUGCACAGCUGGAUGUUCCCUAACAGUACCUGGUGACUGGACUGCUGGUCACGUUGGUGCCCCAAUGCCUUGCAACAUUGUAAAGCUUGUUGACGUUGAAGAAAUGAAUUAUUUUGCUGCCAAAGGAGAGGGUGAGGUUUGCAUAAAAGGGCCAAAUGUGUUCCUAGGCUAUCUGAAGGAACCCGAAAAGACUGCAGAAGUUCUUGACAAAGAUGGCUGGGUACACACCGGAGAUAUCGGGAAAUGGUUACCAAAUGGUACACUGAAGAUAAUUGAUAGGAAAAAACAUAUAUUCAAACUUGCACAAGGAGAAUAUAUUGCACCAGAAAAAAUAGAGAAUGUUUAUAUGAGGAGUGAGCCUGUUGCCCAGAUAUUUGUCUAUGGUGAAAGUUUGCAGGCUUUCCUAAUAGGAAUUGUAGUACCAGAUCCAGAUGUUUUGUGUAGCUGGGCCAAGAAAAAAGGACUGGGAGGCACCUAUGAAGAACUAUGCAGGAGCAAGGACAUUAAAAAAUAUAUUCUGGAAGACCUGUUGAAAGUUGGGAAAGAGUUUGGCUUGAAGUCCUUUGAACAGGUCAAAGGCAUUACCCUUCACCCUGAAAUGUUCUCUGUCGAGAAUGGCCUGCUAACACCAACAUUAAAGGCAAAGAGACCAGAGCUACGCAAAUACUUCAAGUCCCAGAUAGAAGAACUCUAUGCCAAUAUACAGAUGUAACUGAGGGAAACUGUUGGAGAGAAUGGCAUUUGCUAUUGACCUUCAUAUCUCUAAAUUGACUACAGCAAAUAUAGGGAAGGAAACAGUGCAAUCAUUAACUUGUACGCAAAGGGUACUCGACAUAGGAAAACUGAAGAAAAUGGAACACUGCCUUACUGUCCACUUGUGUUGCAGACCAUUUUUUAUGGUGACAUACAACUUCUUCAAUGCGCCUUAAAACUGUAAAUGGUAUCUAUGUGAUUUGUAAGUUAUUUAAGACUUCCUCAGCCAAAAAUGUGACUCUCUCCAAGGCAUGUAAAGGGAUGUGUGUGUGUGUUGCUAGCACAUUUUAUUGUCUUUAGUAUAUUGUGCAGCUGGUGGUUUCUGCCCCAUGGAGAUUUUUAGUGCACAUUGAGAAAGGCAGGUCCCUUAGGACGCUGGCAGAAACUUGGCUACUUUGGUUUCCUGUUGACUCCUUUGAAGCUUUUCUGGGUGUGUCUUAUGCCCUAGGAAUCUAGAUGAAACUACCAAUGCAAUACAUGUUGACUUCAUGAGCUCCAGAGAUGGUUGGGCCAUUGCAACAUCAUGCUGUAGCAUGCAUGUGGAUGGAAUUCCAGUGCUGGGGCUAACUGUCAUGCUCAUUCAUUGUUGGCCACUAGAUUGCCAGAGCAGGCUUAACCUUGGCCACUUUUAACUUGAUUAUCUUUGUGCAAAGUUGGCUUCUGCUUCACACUAUUCUCACUUUCUGAUCUCCAGUAUACAAAAAAGCCAGAAACUGGGAUGUGGUUUAACAUGGGACAUUCUUUCAUUAGGCAUGAAGUGGGGAAAGAUAUUUCAGUUACCAUGUAUCUGCACCUGUAUUUCAUUGGGUGGGGGGAAUGAAAUUGAGAUGCCUUGUAAUAAUCCAUGCUUGAGGGUUUUUCCACAUAGCAAGUCAUAAAUUCCUGUUUAAGUAUAUGUAAACAAGCACAAUGAAGUUUGCACUAAAGAUUGUGUAACUGUAAUGCACUACUCAGUUGUAUAAUUUCAUACAUAUGUACCCUAAUUGCACAGCCAAGCCAAUACUCAUAGAGUAUUAAGUCACUUGUUACAUUGGAGUUCGAAUGUUUGCUUAGUGUUGGCUAUUUCUAUAUUUUAUAAACCAAAAUUUCCAAAAAACCAAUGAAGGAAACCAAAAUAAAUAUUUCUGCAUUUAA